AUCCGGAUAUUUGCUGGUCACCUGAACCACCAUAUCCGGAACCAACAUCCACUCACCCCUAUCUUCAUCAAGCAAAUCCGAACGACCGACGAAAUGGUGGCGGCGCUGCUGUUGCCAUGGGUCGGUGUGCUUGCGCUUGUAAGCUGCUUCUCGUCGGUCGGGGCUGGUUCUUCCUUUGCCUUUGACCUUGACGGGAAUCAGGAGGAGUGCUUUCGGGAAGAUAUUGUGCCCCGGUCGCUACACAGUGACCUGUUUGUCCAUUUUGAGCUGCUCGAGCCACGUCGUCCCACCGAUGCGCUGAAUGUGAAGGUCGUGUCACCAUCGGGUGUGACCAUCACAACUUGGACACAUGCAACUGCCAACCACACGUCGUUGAACGUGCGCGAAUCGGGAUUGUACUCCCUCUGCUUUACGUCUGCCCCUGGCUCGAAAGCGCAGCAACGAGUGUUGUAUGUCGUGGACGUCGUGACCUACGGCACACGUUCACUUACGCGAGACCCCACUGUCAUUGCGACGUUGAUUCAGCAAUUCCCAGACAAACCCAACCCUUCGACGUUGAUGUUGGCGACCGAGCGCGGAGUUCCGGUCUCGAUGGGUGUAGUGGAGUACUCGUUCGCUGGUAUAUCCGUACAUGCACUCCACGAAAACACGAGAGUGAUUGCUUCGUUUUCAGUGGACUUUGCGUCCAAACCAGGUAUUGAAGUCACAUUGGCCGCAAUCCCUGGCAACCGAGUGGUGCAUCCCCCCACGUGGACGUCGAUGACUACCCACAUCGAUUCGUUCUACGACCGCGUUAUCACGAAUCAUGGCGUCUUGGCAUCCACUGGCGGCUCGCUCUUCUUUGACAUCACCGACACCGUUCGAGCUGCAACUGCGGCACGCGAAACUCUGUCCAAGGAAGCGGAGGUGGACAACGCAUCUCCUUCCACCGUGGCAUUCACGGUAAGGCCAUCGCUUGGGCAUGGAUCUACCAUGUUGUUGGGGUCACACUGCACGUGCCGGCUAAUACAUGACAGAUUCAAGUUGCGGAAGAUGGCGAAGUACGUCUUGCAGGAGGCGCUCACGCAGGGUCGGAUGCAUCAGUGCCAGCGUCGUUCGUCAUGCAACACCGUCGCCCAACUCUUUCCCUUGAAGACCUUGGAUUACCUGUCCUUCAAUUGAUCGGCCGCUUUCGGUAUGCUGUGUGGGAUCUCAAAGGAGAGUUAGUGUCAAUUGUGCAGAACGAGCGGCGCAGUCGAGACGGUACGUUCCCUCCCACCUCCAUCGCCUCAUAUGCUUGUCCAUCAAUCGAAUCAUGCUCAUGUUUCUAGCGGCGGAGAGCGUCUUGGACCGCCUCGUUAUCGGCACGAUCCUCACCAAUGCGUUCCUGCUUGGGAUUGCCGUGUUGCAAGUGGUGUAUGUACGGGGGCUGCUCGGUCGAGGUUAAUUGGUGUAUUUCCACCAAUGCAAAUCGAGAAACCAGAAAUACUGCGACUCAAUUGGUGGAUUCUAUCCAGUAAACAAGCAAUCGAGAACUAAAAGUUUGAAAAUAUAUCCAAUCAAACGUAG
This is a messenger RNA of Aphanomyces invadans, 1548 nucleotides long. RefSeq lists its product as hypothetical. The coding region runs from base 94 to 1161 and encodes 355 amino acids. The transcript has 8 exons. The record is from RefSeq and is a predicted model, not a curated record. Gene Ontology annotation, cellular component: COPII-coated ER to Golgi transport vesicle; endoplasmic reticulum-Golgi intermediate compartment; Golgi apparatus. Gene Ontology annotation, biological process: intracellular protein transport; endoplasmic reticulum to Golgi vesicle-mediated transport; Golgi organization. NCBI's taxonomy places the organism in Eukaryota, Oomycota, Saprolegniomycetes, Saprolegniales, Verrucalvaceae.